Colletotrichum abscissum is the source of this 183-nucleotide messenger RNA. RefSeq lists its product as uncharacterized. Bases 1 to 183 code for a protein of 60 amino acids. Lineage: Eukaryota; Fungi; Ascomycota; Sordariomycetes; Glomerellales; Glomerellaceae. The record is from RefSeq and is a predicted model, not a curated record. The transcript has a single exon.
AUGGUGAAGAUCAGCCUUGCUCUUCUCGUAGCUGUGGCAUCAGCUGCUCUCGCCGCUCCUGAGGCUAUCGGCGCUCGCCAAGCCGCGGGAUGUCAGCCUUCCGAGACUGUUUGCCGUGAUGGCUGGGCGUGGUGUUGCAGUGGCUCAACUUGCUACGAGUUCGCUCCUCCUACGGCCUGCUAG